Messenger RNA from Paramacrobiotus metropolitanus, 1731 nucleotides. RefSeq lists its product as uncharacterized. The transcript has 2 exons. NCBI's taxonomy places the organism in Eukaryota, Metazoa, Tardigrada, Eutardigrada, Parachela, Macrobiotidae. The coding region runs from base 439 to 1347 and encodes 302 amino acids. The record is from RefSeq and is a predicted model, not a curated record.
ACAUGCCGUGCUACAAGUUAAGCAUAAACUGAUACAACGAAAAAUACAAAAUCACGGCUCUCCCCAAACUAUAAUGCAGUAGCCAUCAUUUUAGGCGCUGACACUGCGCUAAUCUCACUGUGCUUGUACAAUUGUUUUGUAGCUUAGCUUGUACAUGACCUGGGACCGACAGCAACAAUUUAUCUGAAGUAAAUAAUUCAGUAAUUUAACUGCCUCUCUCACGUAUCAUCAUAAUUACACAUUUUUCUGGCAUUACUGUCAUUGUAUUUAAUUAUUGCUCGCAAUAUGCCACCUGAUUACCAGGAAGGCUCGCGCGCUGUUCCGAGGCAUAAAAAUAAGUCAAAUUGCAGCUGUGCUUAAUAAAUAACUGGAGAGAAUGCAGUCGCGAUUUUUAUUAAGCCAAUGGAACCUGCCUAAUCCCGCAGCCUUCAUGCACCCAUGCACAUUACGCUGGUUUUUUACCGCCUGCUAUUCUACUGUCUGUGGCGUUAUUAUCUUCCCAAUCAUUGCAGCGCCUGUACGGUGCAUAAGACAGGGGAUUCUUACUCCGAAAAAUUUCUGGGGGAUAUAAUGGACCGGGCGUUGCGCACUAAAGAAGACGAUAUGGUCACACUUCAAUUUCCAGGACCUACCACCUUGGCGCAACCGCUUGUUAUCGACGGCGUCAAGCGUGCGCGCCUUGGACAAAACGCUUCCUUCAGUUGUGAUAUACCGUUGGACGGCUCACCUGACAGCUUGACGUGGACCGUCCUGGGCCGCACCGUAUUCGAAGACGGACGAGCGCUCAGCGUGUCCCAAGUACAGUACGAUGUUGUACAGCUAGACGGCGUCAGUGUCUUGCGCGUCAUCAAUGUAUCUCUGCUGUCCACCGGUCAGAUUGUAUGCUUCAAGGACUCUACCAAGGCAACUGUCCUGAAGCGCUACUCCCUGAUACCCCGAGUGACGCGGGCGGAGGAGGUUUUUGUCGGAAGUUGGUCGCCGUUACAACCAAUAAUUGUCAACCAAGGUAUAAGCACACUGAUAACCUGCACAGUGCGAUUGCCGCUGUCGCCGGAUGUCGUGGACAAUGUGCGCAAUCAGUACAUGUGGCGCCAUAACGGCCGAUUGAUUACCGUGCCACGGGAAGAGCCCUAUAUGAGCUUUCUCCCGCCGGAGUGGAGCUACCAGACCGCCACCGGUCUGGGCCCCACCGCGAAUAUACCGGGAGCGUCGUUUACGCUGAAUCUGCAUUUUCCCCGGACGAGUGCGAAGGAUACGGGCCCGGUUGAGUUCUGGUUUCGCCCGCAUCGCCACCUCCAUGAAUGGGUUAUACAAUCGACUCGCCUCAUUGUCAAGACAGAAUCUUAAAAUUAAUAGGUUUUCCUGUCAGUGCAUUCUUUACUAAUAAGCGGUCAAAGUGAUAUUAUCAUGUUAUUGUCGGGCCGUCGGCAACAGAAAGUGACGCCAGAAACCGAAUAACAUUAAAUUUAAAUGGUUCAAGUUGUUAGUUAAAAACUUAAAAUGGCAUCUGUGUUCCUUAAAACCGAGAGACAUACAAAUCAGCAAUUUUAGAUAAAUUAUAAAUUCUUCCCAGCAGUUAUAUAUGUUUUGCGGUUGUUAAUAGGUCCAAGCGUAGUAAAUUGCGAGACUAGGUUUAUCAUAGUGGGAAACAAAGUCGCAUAUGUCACUAGCGGGAUUGUUUUGUAAAUUGGUUCUUUAACAUUUUAACGGGAAAUCGUAUGUACACUUACA